AUUGGCUUGAUAAAAUAAAAAGUUCAGAUUAUGUAAACGAAGUUAUAAAACGUAAAAUUAAAUAUGGCAUUGAUAAAAUAAAAAGUUCAUAUAACGUAGACGAAAUUAAAAAACCAAUUAAAUUUUGGCUUAAUGAAAUAAAAGUCACAGAUGAUUUAGACGAAAUUUAA
Molecule: messenger RNA, 170 nt
Organism: Dentiscutata heterogama
Lineage: Eukaryota; Fungi; Glomeromycota; Glomeromycetes; Diversisporales; Gigasporaceae
Source: the annotation of a GenBank genome assembly